Molecule: messenger RNA, 1901 nt
Organism: Paraphaeosphaeria sporulosa
Lineage: Eukaryota; Fungi; Ascomycota; Dothideomycetes; Pleosporales; Didymosphaeriaceae
Product: PLP-dependent transferase
Exons: 4
Coding region: 356-1711 (451 amino acids)
Biological process (GO): biosynthetic process; amino acid metabolic process
Molecular function (GO): transaminase activity; pyridoxal phosphate binding
Source: RefSeq, a predicted model, not a curated record
ACUUCACCGAGCUAUUGGGUGCAGAACUUUCAACGGAUCUGCUGAGCCACAAUAAGAUGUGCUGCAUGCGCCUAGCUGCCGGUUGAUACGACGCGCCACCUCAAAACGUCGACUCGCAGGACCCGGGCUGGAGGGCUCCGCCUGUUCGCUGGCGGAUAAGCACCCUGAACAACAAACACACGCGUCAGGUCGACGAAUUGAACGCCGAACAUACUGCGGUAAGCGAUUGCUAGCUUGCUAUCGCAGGUAAGAACACCAGAGUCCGUCUCUGAUAUAGUGUCAGCUCUCCAACCUUGCUGCAGCCCGCAGAGCGUAGGCCGCACGCUCCCCACUGAACCCAACCUGGCAGCACACCAUGUCGCCCUCGAUACCCCUCGACACGUUCAACCACCAGAUCAUGCAUUCUCGGGUUGGAAGUCCACAACAUAGCGAUGUGAAAGCGGAUCCAGGGUUGUCUUCGCGCAUGCGAGCGACACUCAAAGCACUUGCACCUACGCCUCAUGAUGUCGCCUCGCAAGCGUUCGCGCAUGAUUCUACCACGAUUGAUUUGUCCACCGCGCAAAGCGAGCUUAUACGUCCCGAAUUGCUAGAGUUCCUGAAGACGUUGGUAGAGGACAAAAUGACAGAAAAGACCUUCGCUGCACCAGCCGGAGAUGGUGGUGACGCUUCGACAAGAGAAAGCCUGGCUUCGUUCUUCAACAAGUCAUUCAAUCCUAUACACACCGUCAAGCCGGAACAUAUCGUCCUCACUGCCGGUGCCUCCGAUGCCCUCGAAAGUGUCAUCCACGCGAUUUGCGACGAAGGUGACAGCGUCAUCGUGCCUGGACCGUACUGGUUUGGUUUCGAGCGCAUCACAAGAACUCGGCAGAACGUUAAUAUUGUAGUGGCUCGACCACCCACGUAUCAGAACUUUGACAACUACCUGCUGCCUUCUAUCCAGGCCGCAUACGACUUCACAGCGGAUAAGUCGCGGAUCAAGGCCGUUCUGAUCUGCAACCCAAACAACCCUACCUCGCGCUGCUACACCCGGAAGUCGCUGAUCGAAUGCAUGGAGUUCUGUCAAGAGCGAGGCUUACACUUCAUCUCGGACGAGAUCUACGCUCUGACCGCGCUCAACGAUACGCCGCCAAAUAGUGCGAAGUUUGUCUCUGCCCUAUCCCUCACAGAACCACUUGUCCCAGAAGGGGCAGUCAAGAUCGAUCCCUCCCGCGUGCACGUAAUCUGGGCCGCGAGCAAGCUCUUUGGAUCGAGUGGCUUCCGCAUUGGCUGUCUCAUCUCCCAGCAAAACCCUAAACUCCUCUCCGCCCUGUCCCUCCUCACCUACUGGCACGCCAACACCCUCGCAUCCCUCUACCUCUCGCACCUCCUGACCUGGCCUCAACUCCCCACGCUCAUCGCUCUCAACUCGGAACGCCUCACCGCAUCCUACCGGCUCCUCGCGACCGCACUUCAACAGCUGGAUGUAAGCUUCGUGACGCCGACGGACGGCAUCUUCGUAUUCGCGAAGCUGGCGAAGCAUGCACAGAACAUCGAGGACGAGCAGGACUUCUUUCACCGGUUGGCGCUGCAGGGCAUACUGCUUGGGCCGGGAAACGUGUAUAAGGGUGUGGAGAGGGAUUUUGGGUGGACGAGAGUACGGUUUUCUAUCCCUGUUAAGGUAAUGGAGGUGGCGUUGGAGAGGAUUACGACGUUUGUGACGAUGGAAGGAUAGAGUGAGAUGUUGCUGCGAGGAUUGAUGGCGCUUCGGCGAGUUCACAUACUCCUGUUGUUUCGCGUUUUGAAGAAGGGGGCGUGUAUGAUGGGAGCUGCGAAGGUGUCUAAUCUGGCUCGGAUGCUGGGAUAUCUGUGUAGAAAACGAAGUUACGAGCUCACGAAAACACGCGGAGGAUGAUAAGGAAACG